Molecule: messenger RNA, 1197 nt
Organism: Nipponia nippon (crested ibis)
Lineage: Eukaryota; Metazoa; Chordata; Aves; Pelecaniformes; Threskiornithidae
Product: putative E3 ubiquitin-protein ligase makorin-1
Biological process (GO): protein polyubiquitination
Molecular function (GO): metal ion binding; ubiquitin protein ligase activity
Source: RefSeq, a predicted model, not a curated record
AUGGAGUCGGCCGCGCUGGUGGCAUCUGGGGCGUUAAGGGCCCGGGGGGCGUGUCUGAGACCCCUGUGCAGGAAUUUUGCCCGCGGAUCCUGUCAACGGGGCCAGAACUGCCGCUUCUCGCAUGACAGAAAGUCAGCCCAGAUCUGCAGGUACUUCCAGAGUGGGUUUUGCAGCUACGGAGAGCAGUGCAGCUACCAGCACAUCCAAGAGGAGCCGGUGCCAGUGGGGACCCGCUGCAGCCCUGUGCCCCGCAGCCGCUGGGGCUCGGAGCCCAGGAGUGUGCCUGUGGCAGUGUCCCGGGGCUGGGGGGGAGCCUGGCGCAACUCGGCCCACCCUGUCCCCAGCGUGAUGCAUGUGGCCUUCAAGUUCCCGAGUGUGGAGGUUGAGGAGGAAGAGAAAGACAAGGAGAACAUCCCAGCACCUGACAACAUCCCCCAUGGGGCUGUUGGCGGAGAAUUUGUCCCUGCACGAGCUCGGCGUGCCUCAGGUUCCCAACUGCAAGGGCUGGGGCUGGAUCCAAAUUCUGCUGACCUCAGAAAGGCAGCGGAGGAGACAGUGACAUGGACUGACCCUGCAGAGGUCGCCACAGAGUCGGGCACUGCGGCAGCCCUGGUCUCUACCGCGGUGCUGACGGCCCGGAGCGAGGCUGUGGUGUGUGGCAUCUGCAUGGACCGGGUGUACGAGAAGCCACUGCCAGAGGAGCGGCUCUUUGGGAUCCUCCCGAACUGCAGCCACGCAUACUGUGUGGGCUGCAUCCGCAAGUGGCGUUGCAGCCGGGACUUCCAGAGUGUGGUCAUUAAGGCCUGCCCAGAGUGCCGGGUCACCUCCAGUUACUACAUCCCCCACAAAUACUGGGUCUCGGACGUGGGUGAAAAGGAGAAGCUCAUCGAAACAUUCAAGGCACGGACAGGGAAAAUCAGGUGCAAGUUCUUUGUCCGGAAUCGUGGCCGCUGCCCAUUCAAGUCAGACUGCAUCUACCUGCACGAGCUGCCUGCCGGCUGGCUGCCACAGUACAGGCAGCAGCGGCCAAGGAUGCCUGUUGAGUUCAGCCCUUCUCCCUCGGAGAGCUCUGACGAGGAGGAUGAGGAGCUCUGCAUGCUUGAAUGGGCUCUCACGCUGGCCCUGAUGGAGACAGACUUUCGAUACUCAAGUUAUGGCUACGAGAUGCUCUUCACUGACUUCAGCAACUCUGACUGA